Molecule: messenger RNA, 6720 nt
Organism: Danaus plexippus (monarch butterfly)
Lineage: Eukaryota; Metazoa; Arthropoda; Insecta; Lepidoptera; Nymphalidae
Gene: srl
Product: nucleolar protein dao-5
Exons: 9
Coding region: 246-4901 (1551 amino acids)
Biological process (GO): positive regulation of transcription by RNA polymerase II
Cellular component (GO): nucleus
Molecular function (GO): RNA binding; transcription factor binding
Source: RefSeq, a predicted model, not a curated record
GUGCGUGAAGUUUGUAGCAUGUGAUGUUUCGUAAAAAGUGUUAAUUUUAACGAAAAUUAUAAAAGUAUUGGUCUGUAUAGUGCCUCAAAGUGUUAUAUAAAUAUAUCUUCUAGUGAUAAAAAACCGGUGUACAGUGUAUGUAGUGAUAUUGUUCCAUAAUAAAAUUACAUGGAUAAAGCCGUCACUUGAGGGUGUUAAGACGCCGUAUCUCCCGUGAUCGUGAUACGACACACAGUGAUAAGGAAAUGGAGUCGCAUAUUUUGAAUAUGUAUCACCAGGCGCCAUAUAGGAAUAUUGGUCAUAACAUACUCCGAUCGAUAAGCGAGUCGUUAUCAUCCGAGGGCAGUUGUAACCAGAACAGCCCGGAACAGCAGGCUGAUGAGAACGAAGUGUAUUGGACAAGAAAUACUCAGGUUUGGAGUCAAAAUCAGAAUGUAAAUAUAACACAGUCGAAUCAAGAUAUAAGUGUAGAUGUUGAUGAAAAUAUUGAAGUACAGGAAGUGUCUAUAGAUGAUAGGAACUCUGAAACCGAUGGUCAGUUGGACACUGAUAAUAUGGAGGAAAAUUCGCUAGUGGAAGGUGAUGAUUAUGAUAUCAUCCAAGUGUUUGCUGUCGAUCCAGAUUUAGAUCUCGAGUGUUCAUCGGAUGAAGAACAAGAGGAUUUUUGUAUUCCAGAAGAAGAUAAUACAUCAGAUGAAGGGGAAUACAUCGAUCCUGAAGAUAAGAUCAGAUACGGAACCGGUAAUAAUCAGUUCCGUAAAGGGAGUCUCCCGAAAAGUGUAUCCCAAGACAGUCUAGAAUUAAAUUUCGAUGCACCAGUCGUUUCAAAUGUCGAUGAAUAUUUUAUAAAACAAAAUGAUGAGAAGCAUAUAUUAGAGGUGAAAGACGAGCCGGUGGUCAAAGAUGUGGAUGAGUAUUUCAUCAAGGACACUAAAGAUAUGCCAACGAUUCCACCACCGACAAUCGUUGAGGAACUCCUAGUUAAAAGCAAAUUACCUGAGACAGAUUUCCGGAUAUCCAAAACUGUACCAGACGAGAUAUUCGAGUCCGAGCCGACCGUUGAUGUUAAAGAAAUAGAAACAGUCGAGCAACAAGAAGAUUCAGUGGCAGAUGUCUCCAUCAACGAAUCAGAUUUAGAAGUGCUUCCUAAUAUAGAAGACCUAAAGCGAUAUCUCUUGGACGAUUUGCCUUACACUAAACUGAAGAACGUACAGAAGUCUUACUCCGUCUCUCUACCACAUUCGCCGAUGCACAAUAUUUUGGAUAUAGAUUCUAAAACGUGUUUAAGUUUCGAGGAUCUUAAUUUAGAUCUAUCUGAUCUCACUUUCGAGAAUGAGAAAGAGAAAUCUAGUGCGAGCUUAAGGAGUGAUGAUAUGCCACGGACGUUGACGGAGGAAGACGUGAACAGCUUUCUGAUAACGAAUCAAACAGAGUCCAAGGAAGUUGUGACCGUCGAUGACUGUUGCCCCCAAGAUAUGGAAAUCGAUAGACCUCUGGGUGCUAUUAUCAGCAACGGAGACGUUCAAACCGUCAUACUACCAGACAGAAAAUGCACAUCAACGCCCAUCCCAAAACCCAAUGUACUAGAGUUCUGCAUAGAGAAGGUCGCUGUGAAAAAAGAACCAGAUAUAAAAGUCGAAACAGAUGAUUUUGUGGACGUCGAAUCGUGCAACGACGCUGUCAUACCCGUCCUGGAAGCGAAUAAUCUUAACUCCCUCCUGGAACAGUUUGAGGCAACCGAAAAAUUGAACAAACGAAGAAAACUAUCAGUGAAUGUGAGUGAUUCUAAAACAAAGACAAUAAGCAUAACUAGUGGCAUGAGACUGCAAGACGCUGGUGUACAAUUGAACAAGACGAAGAUGCGACAAAUAUUGAUGCCGUCGCCCCUUAACACUGUUAUGAGACGUUCUCCAAGUCCGAUCCACUCUGAUCACGAUUAUUGUUCGUCCAAGAAACGGCUCAGCCUCCCGAAUCUUAAGGGCGGUCAGAGUCUUCUCAAACCCGAGGUCCUGUCCAGCAAUAAUAAAAUACUCAGCUCGAGACAUAGGUCGUGUAAAAAUAAAAAAGUUGUCUACCACCUCAGCAGUGACGACGAAAGCGAUGCUAAUACAGCAAAGAAAAAUAAAAUUCUAAAUAAUAAUCGUGUAGCUGAUGAUGUUUUUGUUAAGAAUAAUAAAAAAUCUAAUAUAAAACUAACUGUUAAGGCAGCGGCGAAUUCGAAUCAUCGCAAGAAACAGUCGCCACCGCGUAGUGUGAAUGAUUGUGAUGUUAACAAAGAUAACGGCUCUGUGAUGGUGAAAAAUGCUUUUAAAGCAAGUGAUACUUCUUGUAGUCAAAAUUGUAACGGUAGCAUUAAGUUAACGAUAAAAAAUAAAUCCGAGGUUAUUAUCAAGAACUGUGAUUUUAAGGACAAUCGUAAGGACAACGUUGAUAAAAAUAAAUUUGUAGGUGUAAGUGCUAAUAGAUUUUUGAACGAUAUAAAUAAUUCUAAUAAAGGCAUAGAUACUUUAGAUAGGAACAAAACGAAAGACUUAAAUAGGGUAGAGAAACAUUUUAAUGUAAUCGCAAAACAAGAAGUCAAUUCUAAAGAACAUUUCUACACUGCGCUGUUUAAUGAUAAACAGGAUAUUGAGCUUCCGCAAAUAAAAGCCGAGAAUAACGUCAAAGAUGAACAAACACAGGCCGAGAGCUUAAAUGAUUUGGAACAACCACAAAAGAAGAAAAAGCUGAAUCUCCAAGAGUACAAAUUAAGGCGAAAUGUUAGUUCAAAUGCUAGCUCAGCUCAAGUUAGCCCCGAAGCUAUAUUUCCCGAUAUCCCAUGCAACAUAAAUCUUGAUAAGAAUUUAAGGGCAGUAAACAAUCAAACAGCCAGUGACGUUGUUUCGGCACCAAAAGAGCCUUUAAUUUCAGAAGCCCCAAAAACAAUCUUCGAUCCCAUAAGAGAAGCUUCUAGAAAAAUACUCAUGAAUUCCAAAAAGCAAAAGGCUGAAGCUAUGAGGAAGAGAGAUGAAGAUAUUGUUAUGAGCAAAAUACCUAAAGUGGAAAACUUAGAACUACAGCCCCUUAUAAGUGAUGCGGAAAUGAUGAAAAUUGUUGGCAUGACACCUAAGAUACUCCCUGUGCCUAUUGUACCGCCAACACAAACAGUCGUAGAAGAUAAAGUUCAACUAAAAGAUCAUGACGAAAUUGUACUUGUUAGCAUCGGUACAAACACUGAUGAGAAUAUGUUCAAACAGAUAGACAAGGUUAUUGAGAGCAAAAAACGGAAGUCCUCAUCGCCUAAACACGAAAACAAAAUGACGAUCAACUUUAAGAUCAAAAAAUCUGAUCCCGUGUUGAAACAAAACGUAUUCGAUACAGUUAAACGAAGCAAAAGUCCCAUCAAUGAGAAAAAUCAUUCGGAGGUUAAAAUCGAUAAAGAGAGGCUCAAAGAUAUUACAGCGACGUUAAAGAGUGUAGAAAAACAAGUGGACACGAAGAUUUCUAGCAAUUCUCUAUUUGCUAGUAUCCAAGACGUUGUGAUGAAGAAUGCUCCAACUGCUGAUAUUACUAAAGCUGAAAAGUCCCCGAAACAUAGCUCAGUUGAAAAACGUGAUGCACACCAUAAAUAUAAAACGAGCAUAGUGCGACAAUACGACAAUAGUGAUGACCAUGGCGAGGACAAAAUAAUCCUUCAUCUAGAGAAGAAUCGUAAAAAACCUGAUCAAGCUAAUGUCGAAGUUCAGACUGAUUCCCCCUCUGAAACUGUCGUAAUAAAAGAUAAAGUAGAUAUAAAAGAGAGCAGCCCUUCAACAAGGAAACGAAAUGACAGUGACAUGUCUAUGUCGAGUGACGGCAGUCCUGUUCGUACAAAAAAACAGCACGUGCUGGCAACUAAAGACGAAAAAUUAUCUCCAACUAAACCAAGACAAGAUAGACGCGAUGUUCCAAGAUCGCAGUCAAAAGAAAAGAGAUGCAGGUCCACAGACCGUUAUGACGUCAAAUACCGACGUUCAAGAUCACACUCACGGGGCCACAGAAGGAAAAGGUCUCAUAGCCGCAACAGGUCGCGGUCUCGAGGACGUUUCAGAAGAUAUAGAAGAUCAGACUCCCCGUAUAGAAGGAAAAGAAGAUCGCGGACGAGAUCGCCGUAUCGAUCAACAAGACGCUCUCCGUCCGUGCGAAAGGAUUACCGCUCCACUCGCACCCGCUCGAGGUCGAAACACGCAGAGAAGAAAUCGAAAAGCCCAAUGCCGAAAAAACGGAUCAGUCCACAGAGAGCCAACGCUGAGAAGCCGUCCAGGUCCCUAACACCUCCACCAAGAAAACCGACCGUCUCGGAAAGCUCUGAUUCCUCGACGUCUUCCAGUUCGACUUCAUCGGGCGCUUCCUCGGCGUCGAUCAAGUCGAGAUAUUCUUGCAGUCCGUACAAAAAAGAUGAGAAUUUCAGGAAGAACUACAGAAACUCAUUUAGUUCUGAAGACAGAGAAAGCAAUACUCCAGUAGAGGAGAGGCGGAUCGUUUUCGUCGGCAGAUUAGAGAAAGAUCUGACGAAGGCGGCUCUGAGGGCUCAGUUCACCAAGUUUGGGCCGGUCACUGAAGUCAGGCUGCACUCCAAGGAAGACGGUUCUCGUUACGGUUUCGUAACGUUCCAACGACCUCGCGACGCGUGGUCCGCGGUAGAGGCCGCUUCUUCUUUCCCUCAAUACGACGUGGGCUUCGGCGGCAGACGAGCGUUCUGCAGGCAGAGCUACGCUGACCUUGAUGGUCUAGAGGCGAAGUACACGGAAAGCGCUUUCCACGGCCAGGCCGCGAUGCCGGUCCGCCGGAACGAGGACAUGUCGUUCGAGCAAAUGUUGUUAGAUAUAAAAAAGAAAUUAAAUAAAAGGAAAGGCGACAAAGCCCGCCAAGACGAUGCUUGACGAUUGCUUUAUUUUAGUCCCCAUGUUUUCAUUCACCCGGUUACCAGUUCUUUGCUCCUGUCAGUGAUGUGACGUAUUCGCGCCCAAAAACUGACACGUGUCAGGCUGACAGCUGUCAAAAAAGACAUUUUUUUCUGUUACUUUUCUAUGUUUUUUAAUGCUCACAGCGUACCUUUAUUUGAUUGUUUAGUACAUUUUUCAUAAACUGUAUAUAUUAAUUGUUUAGUUAGUGUACGUUUGUACGGUUAUCGAUUCUACCUCUUUACUUACCAGUACAGUUUUUUUUUUUUAAUAUUAUUAUUAUUAUUUUGGAAAGCAGCACACACACUGCCAGACAAAUGAAUUUUACGGAUAUAUUUUUUUACAUGUUCCAUGUAAUUAUACAGUUGUUGUUCGUCGCAAUUUCAGAGGCUCUUGUUGUUUUUUUUUUAAUUACAAUAAAUUCCCAACAACCACAUUGAAUUCUCCUUUUCCGCAAUCGUACGUAAUAAUGUUACCCCCGUAUGAAUGUUAUGACGUUACAGAACGUAAUUUAGUAUGUAUUUAUGUAUAUUAAAUAAUAUUGUACUUUUCAAACAAAUAAUACAUUAUUGUUUGUUGAUUGUUUUGUAUAGGUGUUUUAUGUAUCAUAGGUACGAUGGAUUUUUAACACUAAAUUUGUCCAUUAGGUAUAUGAAACCAUGUAACUGAUAUAUCACAAUCUAUUUACCAUUGUGCUGUCUACAUGUAACAAGUUCCAUACAAUAGAUUAUAUGAAAAAAAAAUAUCAAAAUAUAUACACACGUCCAUACACAGAUAACUAAACGCUUCCAAAAUUUAAGCUAGUGCCAAAAUUUUUCUGUUCCUAUUACGAAUUAAUGCCAUAGCAGCUGAAUGCCUUAUAAUCUUGUUGUUCUAGAUUAUUCUGUGAAUAGUUUUAAAAUAACUCAGUCUAGGGAUCAAACAAUCGCUUUCUUAUACAGAUAGAAUUUAGGUGUGAGACUGCUGUCAUAGACUGCUUAGUUUUGUAGCUUUUGGAUAUUUUUUGCUAACGAACGCAAAAUAUACAUACACAGGAAUUGAUAGAUAUACAUAUAUAUGUAUGUUAGAUUAGUUUAGGUUCUGGAAAAUAUUACUAUAUACAUAUAUAUAUAAUAUCCAUUUUGUUUCAUUGACAUAAGAUAAUUAUAUUUUCGUAUCUCCUAGUCAGUGUAGCUGGAUAUAUAUAUUUAAGGCUUGAAUUUAAACUUUUUUUUUUUUUUAACUAUAACCUCUUUGUAGCAGCUGAUGAUUAUAUUUUCUUAAUAUGUUUUAGUUUUAAACUCACAUCUCCGAUGUUAUGUUGAUAAAUAUAUAUAUAUAUAUAUAUGUUUUUCAUUGUAAAUUAACCUCUUUAUGUUUUAAAAUGUCGAAUUAAUAACAAUUUUGCAUUAUAAAAGCAAGAAUUAUUUUGAUCUUGAAAAAAAAAAUCAUAGCUUCAACACUUUUUUAUACAUUGUUUUGAAUACUCUUAAAAAUAUAUCAGUACAAUCUAUUCGUUAAGAUUACAUUGUUCUUGUCUAAAUUGGGUCUAACAUGUUGCAUUAUUUUUAUUUUUCUUACUAUAUAUAGUGCUUGUAUACUAAGAAUGAACGAAUUAUGUAAAUAGUUAUUUACCCACGUGUAGGGUCGAUAGAUUGCUUGGAGCUGGGGUGAAUCAGAACUGUUUUAUUAUAGUCACAGUCGGCUGAUGUGGCAAAUGUUUCUGUGACAUGCACAGCCGACUGUGGGAAUGUAUAUAAGUGGUAGGAAGAAUGUUUUAUAAAUAAUAUUGUUGAGAAUAAAGUAUUUUGAACAGAAA